Molecule: messenger RNA, 1323 nt
Organism: Phaedon cochleariae (mustard beetle)
Lineage: Eukaryota; Metazoa; Arthropoda; Insecta; Coleoptera; Chrysomelidae
Source: the annotation of a GenBank genome assembly
UUCUAUAACGUUCAUACAAUGAUCAGAGUAAGUUCUGCAGUGAUUUGUAUACUAUUAUCACUAUGUUUCGAUGGUGGAAAAGCCAUAUGCGUAGACAAAAACGCCCUGUACAAUGUCAACGCCACCGUCCAUCUAACUCUGCACGGCAGUGGUUUGAAAGUUCUCAACGUGAAUUUUUAUACUUUGGAGAGAUACGUGACAAUCGACGUAACACAAGCUAAUGUCACUGAUCUCUGCGAAGGCAUCAUCAAGAAUUUCAUGAACCUGGAUUCAUUAUCAUUGAUCAAUGUCAAUUUGUCCAGGAUCGAGCCAGAAGCUUUCCAGAAGGUACCCAAACUCAGAAAAUUGUCUUUGGCUGUGAAUAAACUGACUGAAAUCGUGAAAGGCUCCUUCAACAAUCUGGAAGCCUUAGAGUUCUUGUACUUGUCUGCCAAUGAGAUAUCGACUAUCGAAGAAAACGCCUUUGGUAGUUUGAUAAACCUUAGAAAAAUCCAUCUGGACAGAAACAAAAUAGUCGGACUAAACGGAAACCUAUUCCAUGGAUGUGCCAGACUGAGUCUGAUUAACCUCAAAUUCAACAUGAUAGAAAGCAUAACCAAGGCAUCGUUCCAAGACUUGAGACCGAAUCAUCAGUCGUCCAUAACCAUUCAGUUGAACAAGAACAGAAUAAGGGACGUGGAUCCGUCAACGUUCGGUAUGUCCAACCCGGUUAUUUUACAUCUGGAAGGUAAUUAUCUAGAUGCGACUUCAGAUCUUUUAUAUGGCCUCAAAGAGUACAGCAAACUUUAUCUGGAUGGAAACCAGGUCAGGUGUCUCGCUGACGACGUAAUCGAAAACAUGAGAAACACAACUAAGGAUUUGUCUCUUCUGAACAAUCCUAUGGACUGUGAUUGCAUGGAUAGGAUUGAUGAGAGAUUGGAUGAGGUGUAUGGCACUGGAAAACUUGAGUACAGCAGCACGUUUCCUUGUUUGUUCGCUCAGGAGAUAAAAUUCGGUUAGCUUUUACAUCAUGAAACUAUAACGUUUCCGGUACGGCCAGACCAGAACGAGCACAGAGGAACAUAUUUCUACUGAACAGAAACAAGACUUCUUUCAAGUUGUUUCCCUCCUGGAGGAAUUUUUGAUCUUUGUUACCUCAGUGGUUUAUGAUUAUGCUAUACUACUUCAGUUCACAUGAAUACGGAGAUUGUUGUUUCUUAGUGUAGACAUGAACAUAACAAUAUGGACACAUAUUUAAUUUCGUUUAUUUCUGUUGAUGUUUCUAUAAAAAGUUCGUCUUGAUGAGCAACUAAAAGAUUAUGUACGAAAUACGAUGUGUUUAUU